AUGACGUGGAUGGAUCCUCGUCUGCUUUUUACCUACGACGUCACUUUCAUGCUCGCGUCGUCCACGCGACCGACCGCGCGCGCGCUCGGGCGUACCUCGAGAUUCACACGUCGUCGCGCACACGCGCGCGGUGUCACUAUGAACGCGACGCCGGCGUACGAUGCGCUGAAGAGCAAACUCUCUGAGAUUUCUGAUUUGCGCUCGAUCAGCGGUCUCGCCGGAUGGGACGAGCUCGUGAUGCUCCCCUCCGGCGAGGGCGCGUCGAAGGCUCGUGGUCGAGCGAUGGCGACGCUCGCGGGGGUGAUUCACGAGCGCGCGACGUCGAAGGAGAUUGGUGAACUUUUGGAGAAGUCGGCGACGGAGACGCUUCAACCGAAGGACCGAGCGAAUCGAAAGCGCGCCGAAGAGGAGUACACGAAGGCGACGGCGGUGUCGGCUGAGUUGGAAAAGCGACGGGCCGAGCUUGGGAGUCGAGGGUACCAGACGUGGGUCAAGGCGCGGGAGAGCGGUUCGUACGCCGCGUUCUCUCCAGUUUUGACAGAAUGGGUCGCUCUGACGCGAGAGAGGUGCGCGCUCGUGGCGCCCGAGAAGAAGGUGUACGACGCCGCGUUGGACGAUUAUGAGCGAGGUAUGAGUUCUGAGCGGUUGAGGGAAAUUUUUGCCGUCGUUCGAGCGGGUGUGGUGCCUCUGAUCCAAAAGGUGUACGCGAAGGAUGGACCCACGGCGCUCGCUGGACGAUCCAAUCCUCUUCACGGCGAGUUUGACGUCGAAAAGCAAGCCGCCCUCGCCAAAGCGGUGGCGGUAAAGAUCGGUUUCGAUCUCACGAAAGGACGUCUCGACGUGAGCGUCCAUCCGUUCACGGGAGGAUGCGGUCCGGACGACGUCAGGAUGACGACUCGAUACAAGAAGGACGACAUCAUGGAAGGCCUCACUGGGUGCAUUCACGAGGCUGGACACUCGGCGUACGAAAUGGGCCGUUCUCGAGAGUAUGCGGGUCAACCUGUUUCAGAUGCUCACUCCAUGGGCGCCCACGAGUCGCAGUCUCUGCUCUGGGAGCGCAUGGUUGGCUUGGGCGAACCAUUUAUGACGUUCCUGUUAGGCGAGCUAAGAGAGACUUUUCCGGGUCGAUUCGACGACGUUACCCCAGAGUUACUUUACGCCGGAUUCAACGUCGUGAAGAAGAACAGCGUUAUUCGCGUCGAGUCGGACGAGGUGACGUAUCCCAUGCACGUCAUUCUGCGCACCGAGUUGGAAAUGGAUCUCCUCGAGGGAACCAUCACGGUCGAUGAUCUUCCAAAGCUCUGGAACUCCAAGAUGAAAGAAUACCUCAACGUCGACGUCGAGAGCGACAAGCAGGGCGUGUUGCAAGACGUGCACUGGUCAUCCGGCGCCAUUGGUUACUUCCCGACGUACAUCAUUGGUCAGAUUCUCGCGUGCCAAGUAUUCAACGCCGCCAAGCGCCAAAUUGAAGGCCUCGAUGAACAAAUUAAACAAGGCGAAUUCGCCCCGCUCUUGUCCUGGCUUCGAACGAACAUGCACGAGCGCGGGAGCGAGUGCGACACGGUCGAUGAACUCAUGAUUAAGGUGACGGGCAAACCGCUCGACGCGAACGAAUUCGUCGAAUAUCUGAACGACAAAUACACAAAGCUCUACGAUUUGUAA
Ostreococcus tauri is the source of this 1662-nucleotide messenger RNA. Its product is annotated as Peptidase M32, carboxypeptidase Taq metallopeptidase. Lineage: Eukaryota; Viridiplantae; Chlorophyta; Mamiellophyceae; Mamiellales; Bathycoccaceae. The transcript has a single exon. Gene Ontology annotation, biological process: proteolysis. Gene Ontology annotation, molecular function: metallocarboxypeptidase activity. The record is from RefSeq and is a predicted model, not a curated record. The coding region runs from base 1 to 1662 and encodes 553 amino acids.